AUGCCAGAUGAAAUAAUCUUGGGAAUGAGAUUCAUGGUGGAUCAGCAUAUUCACCUGCAUGCAGACAACUUAUCAUGGACAUGGAAACAUGACAAUAAAACCAGAAUAACAAAUGGAGUAAUACCAGGUAAUAAAAUUUGUAUCAUUUCACUGACUGACGCCGACCAGGCAAGAUUAACGAGAUUUUUAGAUAUGGAGUUUAACCUAAUGGACCAAGCUGAAUUAGGAACUUUAAAAGGAAUUGAAUAUGAAAUUGAAUUAAAUGAUUAUACGCCGACUCAUGUCAAGCCAUAUCGACGAUCACCGAGAGUCACAGAAGCCUUACACAAAAUAAUAGAGCAGUUAUUAGACCAGAAGAUAAUACAACCGUCAAACAGUGAAUAUAGCUUUCAACCGGCUACUCCAGAGCGUUUUCCUCAAUGGAAAAUUGUAGAUGGUGUUCUAUAUUAUUAUCGACCCAGGCAUCCAAACCAGCUUUUUGCAAAUGCACCAGAGAAUUGGAAGGAGGUAGUUCAACCAGAAGAGCGCAUACACUAUAUCGAGUCAUUUAUCAUCAAAGCGCAGUUGAGACAAGAUCAAAAACAACCUCAUCAAAAUAUUGACAUAGCUAUUGGUACUGAGGUACCAAUAGCUAUUUAUUAA
Cotesia congregata is the source of this 642-nucleotide messenger RNA. The record is from the annotation of a GenBank genome assembly. NCBI's taxonomy places the organism in Eukaryota, Metazoa, Arthropoda, Insecta, Hymenoptera, Braconidae.